GGGGGAGGGGAAAGGAGGAAAAGGAAGGAGGAGAAUUCUAUCUCCUGUAGCUGGGGAGGCUAUUUAGAAGAGGGAGGAGUUUGUCUUGCCUUUUCUCCCUCCCCCUAGGAAGGGGAUUAUGGUGCGGUAAUCAGGAUUAACUCUCUCCGCCCUGGCUGCCUUUUGACCCGUUCAGCUGCCAGCAGACCGCCGUAUAUAAGGGACUUGGUGGAAUGGAGCAGAAACAUCUGGCCCAGGGGCGAUCUUUUCGAUUGGCCUCCUCGCUCCUUUGGACGAGGGGAACCUUCAAAGCCAGGACGCACGCCGGUUCCUAGCUAGCUAGUUGCAGUCUUUUCUCCUUCCCCUCCCUCCGUUUCCUCUCCGCCCACCGCGGUCUUGCUCCUGGGCCGCAGCCACCUCUCUCCCCCUCCCACCCCCACGCCAGCAUCCUCAAGCCUUGGUGCUCAGCCAUGGGGGACCUCCCGAGCCUCGUGCGCCUCUCCAUCGCUCUCCGGAUCCAGCCUAAUGAUGGUCCGGUCUUCUUCAAAGUGGACGGGCAACGCUUCGGCCAGAAUCGGACUAUCAAGCUACUCACUGGCUCCUCUUACAAGGUGGAAGUGAAGAUCAAGCCUACCACACUCCAAGUGAAGAACAUUUCCAUUGGUGGUGUGCUUGUCCCAUUGGAGCUGAAAGCUGAAGAGUCUGAUAGUGACCGAGUUGUUUACACAGGAAUAUAUGAUACAGAAGGUGUGACUCCAACAAAAAGUGGGGAGCGACAACCCAUCCAGAUUACCAUGCCUUUUGCUGAUAUUGGGACCUUUGAGACUAUGUGGCAGGUGAAGUUCUACAAUUACCACAAACGGGAUCAUUGCCAAUGGGGAAGCCCCUUCCGUGUCAUUGAAUAUGAGUGCAAGCCCAAUGAGACACGCAGUUUGAUGUGGGUGAACAAGGAAUCGUUCUUGUGAACAUGAGUCUGACAUUGCUAGACAAUCUUUUCAGAAAUCUACCUUUAAAAGAAAAUAAACCCACAACCAGCACAAGCCUUAACUAAGGCAUACUUGGAUUGCUGCUCUCUCCCAUUGGGUACAGGUAACAUGUGAGUCCCUAACUUUUUGGAGAUAUAAUCCUCUUCUGAUGCAAUCCCUUCAUCCUCCCCUUCCCCAGGUUGCAGAUCAUAUUGCAACAUUGCUGACAAAACAACACCUUUCCAUUUUUUGUGUUUGUGUUCUUGCACCCAAAGUACUUGGUCAUACUAUUGAUCACUUCUGGUGAAAGCCAAGCAGAAAUACAAGUUAGAUGUUGUGUGCUUAAGUGGUUCUGUAGACCGUUGUGCUCCUCAUUUCCAAGUUGAAUGACUUCUUCCUUUUUGUUUAAUGUUGUUAAAAAAAAAAAGUGUGUAUGGACUUUAUCUGCCUUGUAGAAUUUGGUGAUUUUUAUAUCCUUUGCUGUUUCAGCUUUGAGAAUGAUUUUUCAAAGCAGGCUCUUUGAAAAGAUAUGAACUACAAUGAGCAAUAACGAAUGUGGUUUGCUAGGCAGAGUUCCUUGGCUUUGUUAAAAUGAACUUGCAGAGAGAUAGCAUUUUUACUUUUUUUUUCAUAUGUAAAAUGAAAGGGCUGAAAUUGAAGGGACCUCAAAGGUAGUCUAGCUCUAUAUCUAGGCUCCUAUAAGUAAUCUAAUUAAAUGCAAGGUACCAUUAAACAGAAAUUUCUGUGCAGGGCCUAGAGUAUCGUCAGAACUCUGUUUUUUGCAAGCCAGUUUACCUGAAUUGUCACAGUGCCCUUUUAUUUAAGAAGUGCUGGUUAUAUUGCCUAUGUGAUUGAAACCUGUAUCAAUAGCAUAACUUCAUUCCUCCUUCUUGUGAACUUUGUAAAACUAUAUGUGGAAUUGUAAUCAAUUUUUGGUCUUUAUAAUAAAGGAAUUUAAAAGUA
Sarcophilus harrisii (Tasmanian devil) is the source of this 1907-nucleotide messenger RNA. RefSeq names its product cannabinoid receptor interacting protein 1 (gene CNRIP1). Gene Ontology annotation, molecular function: type 1 cannabinoid receptor binding. Gene Ontology annotation, biological process: negative regulation of signaling receptor activity. Gene Ontology annotation, cellular component: plasma membrane. NCBI's taxonomy places the organism in Eukaryota, Metazoa, Chordata, Mammalia, Dasyuromorphia, Dasyuridae. The transcript is spliced from 3 exons. Bases 450 to 944 code for a protein of 164 amino acids. The record is from RefSeq and is a predicted model, not a curated record.